This is a messenger RNA of Aspergillus alliaceus, 1047 nucleotides long. Its product is annotated as GrpB family protein. The record is from RefSeq and is a predicted model, not a curated record. Lineage: Eukaryota; Fungi; Ascomycota; Eurotiomycetes; Eurotiales; Aspergillaceae. The transcript has a single exon. Bases 167 to 766 code for a protein of 199 amino acids.
AUCAUUGGUGCCUAAUACGAGCUUGGCGUGAGACGAAUUGGCCUGAGUCAUCCAUCUCGCGAGAUUUAGCUAGCCUAAGACCUUCUUCCUUACAUAUAAACAAGUUGCCGGAUUAUCAUCAUCGUCUUAAGGCGUGUGUUGUACUAAGCGCCUGUUUGCUACCGAGAUGCCUUCCGCGAGUGAGAUUACAGAGUUGUGCACAAAGCCGCCCCUUCUUGAGACCGUGGCAACUCGGCCGCAGAAGCUGAUUGAAAUCGUGGAGUCGGACCCAACAUGGCCGGAGUCAUUUGCGAUCAUUGCACGCCGGAUUGUUGAUGCCCUUGGGAACAACCUUCUCUCUAUUGAACACGUCGGGUCAACCAGCAUACCAGGCUUACCAGCCAAGGCGGUAAUCGAUAUAGACGUCGUUGUUGCAGAUUCUAGAGCAGAAGACUCCUACGUACCGGCCCUUGAGGCGGCGGGCUUUCAGUUUCUGUUUCGCGAGCCUGGCUGGUAUGAGCAUCGUUUUUUCGGAUGCAAUGACCCGUACGCAAACAUUCAUGUCUGGAGCCCAGAUUGCCCGGAGUUCACGCGACAUCUGCUGUUUCGGGACUGGUUGUGCAAGCAUGAGGAUGAUCGCCAACGGUAUGCGGAUAUCAAACGGCGAGCAGCUGCGGCCAGUCGAGCUGCCGGGGAGACCGUGAUGCAGUAUAAUGCGCGCAAGGAAUCCGUGAUCUUUGACAUCCUUCAGCAAGCCUUCAAGGAGCAAGGAUACCUAAACGAGUAAAACACGGAGUAGUAAAGAGGGGUUAGAGGAAGCGUAAUUGCUAUUGCAUACGUGUGUAUAUAAUGUACACAUGUCUGUAUGUAUAUUGGAGAUCUAUAUAUUAUUUGUCAUGUCACGAGUAUGUUCAUGCUCGGUAGUCUGUAUGUCGGAGCGAAAUGAAUGUCCGAUUUUGUGCAUGGAAUCAAAAAGGAUUUUGACCCAUGUAGGCUGGAGCCCUCAAGUCUGCAAAACCAAAAAGUUGAGAACAAAAAGAGGUCAUCUUGGGAUCAGGUGUUCCGGGU